CUGCACGCAUCACUGUUCCCAAAAAUGUUCUAUUGACUCUUCGCUCGUCCUUCACCUCCGUCUUCCCAAAGCCAUUCCCCACCUUAAUCGCCGUCGUCUCCCCGAACUCUACUCUGAUAGCAAAAUCAGGAUUCACUUUUCGAUUUCCGAUCAAAAAUUCCAUUUCCGGAGCACUUAAAAAAGUGUAAGAUUCGAAGAGUUUGCCGAAGUAAUGUCUCGAAUCGCGCGCAGCUGCGUUCAAUCGCUGCUGAAGUUGGUGAACUCGGGGUUAGGGAUGGCUGGAAUAGCCUUGAUCAUGUACUCGCUUUGGAUGCUGAGAGCUUGGCUUGCGGACGAAGAAUCCUCUGAGGCUCCUAUUCCUUGGUUUAUAUACACCAUUCUCGGAGUUGGGGUUAUUGUUUGUGUGAUCACUUGCUCUGGUCACAUUGCUGCUGAAACUGCUAACGGUUGUUGUCUAUACAUCUACAUGGUAUUUGUGUUUCUUCUUUUCUUGGUAGAGGCUGCUGUCACUGCUGAUGUUUUCUUAAAUCAUCACUGGGAAGAGGACUUUCCAGAAGACCCGACCGGAAAUCUUGAUAAUUUGAAGAGCUUUAUUCAAGAGAACUUUGACAUUUGCAAAUGGGUUGGCUUGGCUGUGGUGGCUUUGCAGGGAAUUAGCCUACUUCUGGCUAUGGUUCUUAAGGCUUUUGGACCACAUCCCGAGAGAUACUACGAAAGUGACGAUGAUUACCUACCAGAUAGGGUGCCGUUGCUAAAAACUUAUGUUCCCUCACAAUCCUAUGUUGUUAAGGAGCCGCCCAAUGGGAUGAAAAAUGAUGCUUGGGGUGUAAGAAUCAACAGCACGGCGAACCGGUAAAGAAGCCACUAUGUAUUUUAUGGGAGCCAAGUGCAUUGAAACAAACUCGGACAUCAACCAAUUUAAGGUUUGUGGAUUAAUUUGAUCUUUGAUUGAUUGAUUUUGUUAUCCGGGAUAUGUUUAUAUACUGUAAAUGGCUUCAUGUAAGUGUGUACUCGAAGUCUUGGACAUAAAAAAUAUUUUGAAAAAGUCGAAGAUAUUGAAGUAAUGAUAUUGUUCUCUUGCAAAUUA
Molecule: messenger RNA, 1087 nt
Organism: Andrographis paniculata
Lineage: Eukaryota; Viridiplantae; Streptophyta; Magnoliopsida; Lamiales; Acanthaceae
Product: tetraspanin-19-like
Exons: 6
Coding region: 212-856 (214 amino acids)
Cellular component (GO): membrane
Source: RefSeq, a predicted model, not a curated record